GCAUCAGUAUGAAGCAGGCGGUGACGGCGUAGUGGUUCACUGUCGGAGCUCGGUUCACUAAUGACCGAAUCACCGAGGAACCGACCAAAGAUAACUCACAUCCGCACGGAGAAGAACAAGAGGAGAAGAUGAGCUGGAGUGGGGCAAAGAGAACUGCAUUCAGAUCAAACGGAUACAAGAGAGGUGGCUGAGUAGUUUGAGGAUCUGAAGAAUCGAGUGUCACAAUUCAACAUGCACAUCAGCGAAACUUCCUCUCCCUCUGACUACACCAGUGUGCGCACACAGAAAUUCAUAGUGCAUGUAACACACACGCACACACACACACGAGUAGAGCAGGUGUAGUUUAACAGCAUAUGUGUAUAAAGAGGCUUUUUUCUUCAGGUCAAAAUAUAUACAGCAGCGGUGCCCAAUAUGUCGAUCGUGAUCGACUGGUCGAUCGCAAAGGAAGUGCGGGUAGAUCGCCAUUAAAAAAAAAAAAAGAUGUUAGUUGACGUACAGGGCAGCCAGUCUGAGAUCUCGUCUUUUCUCUCACCAUGCGUGUGCGAUCAAGCGUGCCAGUGCUAAAGGCUAGCGAGAGAAAUUGUGGGGAGAGGACAUUUUUCAGUCUUUUAAAGACUUCAUUGACAAAACCCAGCUCCCAGUGUGCAAAUUGAUAUCAGUCAAUGGUUGAGCGGCGCAAAUGGAUUCAUUGCCAAGUGCAGGGAAGACGAUGCUUUCCCUGACUUCCGUAACUACCACUGCAUAAUACACCAACAAGCCUUAUGUGCAAGAAUGCUAGACAUGAAAGAGAUCAUGGAUGUGGCAACAAAGGUCGUCUGUUCUAUACGUGCUAGAUCACUUCAAAGACGGCUGCGCAUCUGGAGAAGGCACACUGCGACCAAUCAGCUCCUGCUACACACUGACGUGAGAUGGCUUAGUAGGGGUAAAUUCCUGCAGAGAUUUCAAGAGCUCUGUCCGGAGAUAAGCCAGUUUCUUUUUGCUGUUAAACAUGCAGAAUACACCCAGGUCAAUGAUGAUCAGUGGCUGCUGGACUUUUUUUAGCCGAGCAUUUUUAACCGAUCUGACCAACUUAAUUUGGAGCUGCAAGGAAAAGACAAAAAUUAAAGGCAGUUAAUGCCUUUAAACGGAAAAUGCAACUUCUGUUUUCAAAGCUGCAGCGCCAUGUUUUUGGGAACUUCCAAAACCUCGCGUCAGAGCUGGAGACGCAGCGGAAUUGCGGCUUGUGCGCAGUUUAACAUUGCACGCUACUCGGAGCAGAUUGACAGCUGUCGGUCAGAGUUUGACAGACGCUUCAAGACUUUGCUUUACUGGAGCCAUUCGCCACAUUCAUGUGCUACCCGUUUAGGGACAAUGUUGAGGUUGAUUCACUCACAUCGAAAAUUGCAGUGCUGUUUCACCUGAACUCGUCUGAAGUGGAGGAUGAGAUUUUGAAACUACAGACUGACAUUCAGCCGAAGUCCAGGGCUCAUGGACAGUUCUGGAACUUACUCACAGGGGAAAAUUACCCAAACAUGAGGAAAUGUGCCACCUCCUUGACUGCAUUAUUUGGCUCUACUUAUUUAUGUGAGUCAGCCUUUUCCCUCAUGAAGAUCAUUAAUUCCAAAUACCGUUCCACAAUGACUGAUCAUCAUUUGGAGGCCUGCUUGAGGCUGGCUACCAGCAGCUACUGUCCGGACUAUGCAACCCUGGCUGAUUCUAUUCAGUGCACGUCGUCAGAGUAAGGUGGCGAUUGCAGGCGCAUUUUAUCCGAACUGCUUCCUCCAGGGAACUGUGGACGAGGAGCUCGCCUCCAAGGAACUCUAUGGAAACGACCCCAGGACCACCGUAGUGGUAUUGUCAGCUUCCAUUUAACUAGGGGAUUAUUGUUAUUAUUAAUAAUAUUUCUCUCUCUCCCUCCCUCUCUCUCUCUCCCUCCCUCUCUCUCUCUCAGGUGUGUAAUCUCCCUCCAUUUGCAUUCCUCUACUAUAGACAGCUCCAGUCUCUCUUUAGACACUGUGGUUAAGUCAAAUCCAUCUCCUUUGACAGCUCCAGGGCCUAUGUAGAGUUCUACCGCUCGUCAAUGAGAGGUUCUGGCGUUCUCCCAGAGGUCUCUCUGUCUCUCCUCCUCACGCAGCAGAGACUUCCUCUCCAUCUCAACGUUUAACCCGCUGGAGAGGUGGAGACUUGGGCAGGGGGGUAGUGUAUCUCACACCUCAGAUAUACACGGGUGAAUGUGGAUAUUCAGAAUCGGUCAGUGAGCCCUGUCGGAGUUCUGAGCAGCUCCGUUGAGCUGGAGAAUCUUCCAUCUAACCCUGUCUUUAUCGUCAGUAUCACCGAGGUCAUCAAAGUCGGGCAUUUCUGGGGUUUCCAGGCUCACGCGGCAAGUCUGGAGAAACAGAGGUGGCUGACAGUGGCCGGUAAUACACGGCGCUCUGCCCACUUCCUGUCUCACUUUAUUCAAAUCUUGUGUCUCGCCCCUUUCUCUGAAACUCUCACCAAACCUGGGAACUACUACAGAGCCAAAAUACUGCAUGUCAUAGGGAGUAAUGUGGAGGUAUUCUUUGUGGACUUUGGAAACACUUCCAAGGUGCCAUGUAACUCUCUGCUGACCGGCAAGCUCUGCCCUUUCAGGCUCAGGAGUUCAGCGUGGCGUGUUUGGCAUCAUCGGCACAGUCAGUCAAGAACUUAAACAAGAAAAGAUUGGUAUCUGGACCGGUUUCAGCUGUAAAAAUCCUGAUCGGAGCAUCAGUAAUGAACACCAUUAACCUAAAGCGCUCUGCAUCUGACGGGUUGUGUUUGAGUUGUGCAGGCUUGUCACCUGACUUAAAGAAGGCAUUGUUUGAAGGGCUUGAUCAACACCUCCCACGGCUCCUGCAGUUGUACAACACCGAGAGGCAGUGAAAUACCCGAAAUCCAACAUGUGAUGACCCGCAUUGAUCAAGAGAGUAAAGAGUGAGAGACAUCACAGCGAGAAUGCAAUUCCAAAUCUGUAACAUGUAAUUUUACGCUAUCAGAAGGAGAGACGCGUUCAAUCUCAGUCUUUAAUUAGAUCUCUGGCAACGAAGGGACAGGAGCCUGUGGUUUCCUACUCUGAACGCUGUUCGAGCCAGGAGGCCCCACUCCACCCUUCACCACCCUGUCGGUCACCCACCCAGCCAAUCACAUCACUCUUGUAGAGCUGCACCGACCAGAGAAACACAACGCCAUGAAUUUAUUUUGGAUACAGGCAGAGGAAGCUCAGCGAAAGCUUAAGAGACAGAAUGGAGAGGACCCAGCCCUGCCUCCAUUCUGCCCACUGUUUGCCAGCUUGGGAAACAUUCUGCAGUGUGACGUGCUGCUUGGCAUGCUGGGAGCUGUGCUGCAGUGGGCUAUGGAGCCCACUGGAGGACACUGGUCUGAGUCCAUGCUGCAGAGGAUGGUGGUUAGCAUUAAAACGAAGCGUGAGUGCACAACUGCUGCACCUCCCUGUGAAGGAACAGGGCACUGUCACAAGGAGACUGUGUGGGACAAAGACAAAGCAGAGAGAAAAAGGAAAGCUGAACUGUGCUGGAAAAAGACCAUGGCUCAAACAUUAGAGAGCCAGAGUCAUUUUAUCAAUAAGUACAUAGAUCUGCUCACGCAGGAUUCAGAGGAUCUGGACGCCUCAGCCUCUACAUCAGCAGAGCAUAGCCCCAGUUCAUGUGAUGGUGCUCUGGUGAGUGUGGGACCUCGUCAUUGGCGUGCCAGAGGAGGAGAGAGGAGGCAGAUGGAGAUGUGUGUCCUGUGUCACGAAGUGCAGGAGAUCCUACCUGAUGGCACCGCCAUGGUGCUCGCUGCCUUUGUCCAACGCUCUACGGUCAUGUCCAAGAACCGCAAAAGACCCCCUCACAAUCCAGAGAGCUAUGAUCCCCUCUUCAUGCACCCUGACCUGUCCUUUGGUACCCAUACCGACAGCUGUGGCCACAUCAUGCACUCUCACUGCUGGCAGAGAAUCUACAACCAUGCCACGGAUAAAAUCACUGGAUUACAUUCUGGUGUUUGAUGUGAAUAUUGACUGAAGCUCUUCAUCUGAUCCUGCUUGAUGUUGUACAUUGUGGUGUUGCCAUAUGAUUGGCUGAUUGGAUAAUUGUAUGAAUGAGCACAUGUACAAGUGAUCAGUGAGCACAUCCAUCUACAAUAGAGGUAUUUUGGGGCAAUACUUGACAAUGUACCUGGCUUUGUUAGAUUUGUGGCCAAGUUGAAGAAGCUUUUGACAGCCGAAUGGAAAAAAAUUAAUAAAACAAUCCAGGACAAAUUCACUUUGUCUUU
Molecule: messenger RNA, 4266 nt
Organism: Ictalurus punctatus (channel catfish)
Lineage: Eukaryota; Metazoa; Chordata; Actinopteri; Siluriformes; Ictaluridae
Product: E3 ubiquitin-protein ligase UBR2
Exons: 20
Coding region: 3185-4000 (271 amino acids)
Biological process (GO): ubiquitin-dependent protein catabolic process via the N-end rule pathway
Cellular component (GO): ubiquitin ligase complex; cytoplasm
Molecular function (GO): ubiquitin protein ligase activity
Source: RefSeq, a predicted model, not a curated record